UUUGAAAAGGACAGAAAACCACUGGCCACCGGCUCUCUCUUCCAUCCCACUGAAAAACGCUUUUAAAUAUCCAAACACCUCUCAAUCUCGCUCUCCAAACGCUCCCCAAAUCAGAAAAAAAAUCCCCAAAUCUCCCAUUUCUCUCCAUGAAAAUGAGCUGCAACGGUUGCAGAAUCCUCCGAAAGGGAUGCAGCCAGGACUGCACCAUCCGACCCUGCCUCCAAUGGCUGAAGAAUCCUCAAUUCCAAUCCAACGCUACAUUCUUCCUCGCCAAAUUCUACGGUCGUGCUGGUCUCAUCAAUCUCAUCAAUUCCGGACCUGAAAACCUCCGACCCGCUAUCUUCAGAUCAUUGCUCUACGAAGCUUGUGGAAGGAUCGUCGACCCGGUCUACGGAUCGGCGGGUUUGCUCUGUUCCGGAAGCUGGCAGCUCUGCCAAGCUGCGGUCGAAGCCGUCCUCAAAGGAGCGCCGAUCAUGCAGAUCUCGUCCGGCGAAGGCGGCAGCUCCGGCCCAACGAUGAUGAACUUGUGCGAUAUACGCCACGUGGUGAGGGAGGAGAGAUCCGGUCCGCAGGAGGUCGUCCACAAGAUCAAGACUCGUAGCCGGUUCAAACGGUCGGGUUUUCCUAACCAGAAGCUCGACUCGGUUGCCGAGUUCGGUUGGGUUGGAGGUCCUGACUCGGGGGGAAGGUUCGAGCCGGUGGAGAGCCGGGAUACGGAGAGCAUGUUCUCGGUGGAGACGGAGGAAGACGGAGUCGAGCCGGAUAGCCGAGCCGACGAGGGAGAGGUGGAGCUGGAGCUGAGGCUUGGGUUUGAGCCAGGAUCACAUGCGGGGCGCGUGCAGCGUGCGGGACACGUAAAGGGUAUGAGAGAGGAGGAGAGCUGGGGUGGUGACACGUGUAAUGUGGAGCUGGGGCUGGAGUUGCAGCCGUGAGUUAGGUGUUUUUGUCUUUUAGUGAGGUGGGAAGCGGACUCCGGGCCGUGUUUGGGAAUUUGUCCUCGAGCGAUAGCAAUAAGUCCUUUUUUGUCUUUUUCUUUUCUUUUUUCUCGUCUUUUUCCUCUCUCUCCUGUAUAUAGAGACAGAGCAACGUUAGAUAAUGCCAAACGAUGUUAUAACGGGAGUGGUUCGUUU
Molecule: messenger RNA, 1130 nt
Organism: Magnolia sinica
Lineage: Eukaryota; Viridiplantae; Streptophyta; Magnoliopsida; Magnoliales; Magnoliaceae
Product: LOB domain-containing protein 40-like
Exons: 2
Coding region: 147-932 (261 amino acids)
Biological process (GO): regulation of gene expression
Source: RefSeq, a predicted model, not a curated record